Messenger RNA from Epinephelus moara (kelp grouper), 8015 nucleotides. Its product is annotated as aryl hydrocarbon receptor-like. Gene Ontology annotation, biological process: regulation of transcription by RNA polymerase II. Gene Ontology annotation, cellular component: aryl hydrocarbon receptor complex; nucleus. The transcript has 11 exons. Gene Ontology annotation, molecular function: protein dimerization activity; nuclear receptor activity; transcription cis-regulatory region binding. NCBI's taxonomy places the organism in Eukaryota, Metazoa, Chordata, Actinopteri, Perciformes, Serranidae. Bases 413 to 3418 code for a protein of 1001 amino acids. The record is from RefSeq and is a predicted model, not a curated record.
AUAAUAAUACUAAGGCUGUGGUGUGUAUGCAGAGAAGGGGGGGUUGGACUUGUGCUGUAUUCUCCGCCAAACUUCUCCAAACUUCCCUUCCCUCCCCCCUCACAAAACUUCACCUCUUUUGCGUUCAGUCUGCUGCCUCAACCUCACCUCACCGCACCGCCGACCAAGGUCAGCGUCAGUGACCGCCCACAGGAACUGGCAACGCGGCACCAAACCUCCGCGGACCCCGGUAGCCUUUUUUUUCUUCCUCUCUAACAUUGGAGUUGGACUCACUCACUCACUGGCUGAGCAAACUACAGACUAACCGACCGCUGUCGCUGAGCGGAUGGAGGAAGCCUCGGUAGCGAAGGAGUGAAUCAGCCAAACGAUUGUGAACAACGUCAAGUUUGUGAGCGUUAAACGAAGUGACACCAUGUUGGGACACCCAGCGUCUUACGCUAACAAGAAGAGGAAGAAGCCUGUUCUCAAACAAAAGAAGGCCAGUGAUGGCAAUGAAGUUGUUAAAUCAAACCCUUCAAAGCGCCACCGGGAUCGGCUGAACGGGGAGCUAGACAGGCUGACAGACCUCCUGCCCUUUCCCGUGGAGGUUCGCUCUCGUCUGGACAAACUGUCGGUCCUUCGCCUCAGUGUGGGUUACCUGAGGGUCAAGAGCUACUUCAAAGGGGCCAUGAAGACCAAUAACAGCAGUCUGAUGUUACCUGGAGUGAACGGACAGAAUGGGCAGAACAGGAACAACAUGGACGUCACAGGCUUCUCUGAGGGCGACCUGCUGCUCCAGGCACUGAACGGGUUUGUGAUCGUGGUCACGUCAGAGGGCUUGGUGUUUUAUGUCUCUGCCACAAUCAAGGACUACCUGGGCUUUCAUCAGUCUGACGUGGUUCACCAGAGUGUGUUUGAGCUCAUCCAUACUGAUGACCGGGCUCUGUUCAGACAGCAGCUUCACUUUGCUCUCAACCCCCUAUCUGCCGGUGACGGAGAAAACGCCUCGCAGAAUUGUGGCGGCACAAUGAUUUACAGUCCUGAGCAGCUUCCCCCAGAGAACUCCGCCUUCCUGGAGAGGAGCUUUGUGUGUCGCUUCCGCUGCCUCCUGGACAAUUCCUCUGGCUUCCUGGCUCUGAAGUUCCAGGGUCGACUGAAGUACCUCCAUGGCCAGAGGCUUAUGAGGGACAAUGGGAACGCUAGCAAACCUCAGCUGGCACUUUUCUCCAUCGCUAUGCCCGUCCAGUCUCCAACCAUCGUGGAGAUCAGAGCCAAAAUGCUCCUCUUUCAAACUAAGCACAAGCUGGACUUCACACCCACAGGUGUAGAUAGCAGGGGGAAGAUUGUUCUGGGCUAUUCAGAGACUGAACUGUGCAUGAGAGGCUCCGGCUACCAAUUCAUCCACGCUGCUGACAUGAUGUAUUGUGCCGACAACCACAUCCGCAUGAUUAAAACAGGAGAGAGCGGUCUGACUGUUUUCAGGCUCCUGAGCAAGUUGAACGGCUGGGUGUGGGUGAAGGCCAACGCCAAGCUGAUCUACAAAGGAGGAAGACCUGAAUUCAUCAUCGCGUAUCAGAGAGCUUUGGUCAAUGCCGAGGGUGAGGAAUAUCUGCGUCAGAGGAGGCUGCAGCUUCCCUUCUCCUUCACCACAGGAGAGGGUGUCCUGUACAACACCGGCCCCACAGUGGACAUCACUCAGUUUCAGUUCAAUAAAAUGUUUAACAACACAGACGACAUUAAAAAGGAUGUGACCCCUGGCUCUCUGCUGGACUGCUUCCUGAGUCAGGACGAAAGAGCCUACUCGCAGCCAGUAGACCCCCCUCUACCUGUGGAUCAGGUGUUUUUGGACAGUGAGGCCCUGAUUAGCGUUACCAGUGACGUAUGGCACGACAGUGGAACUACAACCACGUCAAGUGACCCUGUUGCAUUGAAAGAGGAGGCCAAGCAGUCAGUGAUGGCUGUGAUUGACAACCUGGAAAAAAUGGCACAGGACGGUGACUUCUCUGCAGCUCUGCAGAAUCUGGAGGUCAGUGAUGCAGAGCUGAUGGAGUGGGAAAACACGCUCAAGGGAUUAAGUCAGGACGAGGGCCAGCAGAACGGCGUCAGGUCUGAGCUGGACAGCAUCCUCACUAAUGACAUAUUUGACUUCAUUGAUAGUGUUUUGUUCAAGGAGAAGGGAGAUCACUGUCUCAACACCGGCACUCCCGCCUGCCUCACAGCAGUCAACAACAAUCAGCAGGUCCCCUUCACUCAGGCUGUCCAGCUCUCAGCCGCUGGACAUAGUGAGCCUCAGUUGUUUCAGGCCCCGAGCCCUGAUUGUACUUACUCUCCAGUGAAUGGUCUCUAUGCUCACCAGCAGAAUGCAAUGAAUGGUCCAGUGACUGCAGGGCAAAGCUUGGCAGAGUCUGCUCAGAUGUUCAGCAGCACCCAGAAACUCUCCCACCACGGUCCCCUGAUGCCUCAGGCUGACACCAACCUGCCCCCUCUUCAGCAGCUGCAGCUCCAGGACAUUUACAGCCCCUCUAUAGAGCUCCCAGAGCUCACUGUCUCUGACGUCUCCGCUGCCUCAACCCCUUUUCAAUCCUGUGCACAGGCACCUAUCAACCACAUGGGCUUCCCGACUGCACAGACGCAGUCCAGUCAGCUUCUGCGGGGUCCUCAAAACAAUUUGCAGGCUCCUGCAAUAACACCAGACGGACAGCUGCUGCAGAGCUCUGUUCAACAACCAAACAAUGUAGAUCUUGGCGUCAUGGACAUUUUGCCACCCCUGAUUCCAUGCAAUGACUUUGUUUCCUCUAGCACACCUAAUAUUCCCAUUCCCUUUCCCACAACGUGUCUGCAAGGAAGCUCCGCUUUUGAAACGCACAACCACCAGGUUCAGCAGUGGCCGCAGGGCCAGCAGCAGAAGCUGCCUCAUGCUGGCGUCAUGCAGAACGGACAUGAGCCGAUGCCAGCAUGCCACAGCCAAACUCCACAAAGCCAAACAUUCCCACGUGCUGGCCUUUGGCCAAGGAACGUCACCGGACUGAGCCACACUCAGCAGGGAGGGCUGACGUGUGGCCAGGCAGCUACUCACAGCAGCUGCAUGUUUGACCAGCACUUUUCUAACAGUCCAGCAGGAGGCGACGUCCUGGCUCUGUCUGGGUCUUCAGGCCUGAGGGGGGCUGACACGUCUCUGGAUCAGAGUCCCCCUCAAGGUUCCUGCUACUUCCAGUGGAGCCACAGCGAGCCUGUGGUGGGCACAUCGGCCAUCAACCAGGAGAACGCCAACAUCAGUCCUCUGACCGCUCCGCCCAACAUGUCCUCUUCAGAGCACACACUCAACAUUCAGCACUACCUGGAAUGCCACAGAGAGACGCAGGAUGAAAGAGUCCUGACUGAACGCAGUGGGAUCUUCGCUGCUCCUGCUUGUGAUGUGGCCAUGUACCUGGCGGAGUAGAGCCGAGCCAUGUUGUCAUUUCCGACAAACCCAGGACAAGGACAAAACUCAGUAUAGUUUGCCUGUAUCAGUGCUUAUCCACGGACUCUCAUGCUUACCCUCAUUGUCGUAUGUUUUAUAUAUCACUCUGUGUCAUUUAUACUUUGUCCAGUCUGCAAUGUUUAAAAAUCUGUUGCUUGUCAAUUGUUAGUGAAGAUACACUACAGUAAUAAUGAAGUAUAAAGUCACAAGUGCGCUUAAAAAGGAUGGAGCUUGAGCCAGCUAGGAGGAUUGGUCAAGUAAAUCCAAAUAGCCAAAGAAAUAGGUUUUUUAUAAGGGAAACCAGGUGUCGUCACUUCCUUGUUUUCAGCCAGGGACAUUGAAAAUCUCCCAAGUAUAAAUACCUGAAAAUACUAAAAAAAAAAAAACCUGAACAUGCUGUUGUUUUGUAAAUAUAUAUAAUUAUAUAUAUAUAUAUAAUCAAUCUAAACUUUGAUGCUGAGAAAGUAGACACUUUAUCUAAAAGACAUCGUCGUCAUCUUUGUAAAGAAUCACUGAAAGUGAUAGCUACCUGAGCGCACAGCCGUACCUUCAAAUUAAAAUUGUUACAGAUAAAAAGCAUCUGUAUAUUUUAAAUAAAACCCUUGGAUGUGGUUGAUGUAAGUGUAUAAAUACAGUCUGUAAUCGUACUCGUGUCUGCUUUGGCUCACAACAAUGCCGUAUGUACAGAAUGCCUCAGCAUGUGACACGUGUUUAUCUGUAUGCAGUAUAAAUGUGCUGUUAUGGAGAAUGUGUUUGAGUUAGAGACGCAGAGAUAUCUCAGAUUCCAAAUUGUGAGUACAACAGAAAGAAAAUCAGAAACUUUCUGAGUCACAUUAACUCUGUUUGAUGCAAACAUUUUGCAUUGUUUGCAUUUCAGUGACGUUUUUAAAGCUGAAAUUAAGCAUAGCUGCAGUUGAGUUGAUGUGAACGCACUGCUGCUAACUAAGAGCUGUGAGUCCUUGCGUCCUACUCAUGUCGGUAAAGCAACUAAAAGUAACUGUGCUUAAAGAAAUCAGUCCAUCAAAAAACACGACUCACACUCAUCUCAGCAAAACGCUCAGUGACUGAAGAAAGGUCUACAAAAAAGUCGACAAAGACUUCUGAGAAAGAAAUUAUUCUUUCUCAAAAGUGCCCGACCACAAUGAUGACAGCGGCGUCCCGUCUCAUGGGCCGACUUCUUUGAAUGAAUGUGGGUCAACAUUCAACCUUCUAAAUAAGACAGUCAUCCUAACAGCUGCCAAAACUAAUGGUGCCUUCAGGCGCUCUGUAUCAGCCUCCACAUAUGUAUCGCUGCAGAGUCGCCCCCAGUGGUGAAUGAACUCAGACGAGUCCCAUGAUAUCUGAAUUCACAGCACAAGUGACAAUAAGCGAUGUUUACUUGACUGGUAAACGAUGUAGCAGGAUAGAGAUGAUAUAAAAGUAUAACUGAGGAAGUUUCAGUCUGAUUUAAAGGAAUAUUUCACCCGCAAAAUGAUCAUGUGUGUACUUGACUUUGUGAAGCAACCUUUGUUUUUCUUGCAUGCUGCCACGUUGAACGAAGAAUCCAAAAAGGCGAACACCCUUCAUGAAUUUAAAUUCUCACACAACUCAUGCAGUGUAAUCAAAGUCUUAUGUAUCCAGUCUUUCCACGAGUAAAAAAACAAUCAUAAAAUACACAUUAAAAGCCGUUUUGAAAACAUGAGUUUUGAUGGGUGAUUUGAAUCAGGAGAGGUCAGUGCAGAGGACAACUAACCGACCAAUGUUACACUUUAAAUUUAAUCUUAAACACCCUUGCCGACAAGUAGCACCCCCUGAGUGCACCUGAGCAUGCACUCAUUUAUUUGUCACAUGGAAUUAUACAAGGAACAGCUCCAGUGACAUGUGAUCCCAUCAGCUCCUGUAACACUGCAUUGUAAUUUGGUCCAUUUUUAUGCCUGUUCUUACAUUGUUGGCGGCUGCUUUAUAAUUGUCCAUGCUUCCGGACACUUCUGGUAAUCCAUGGUUUGUGGUUAUGGAAUGAUGUAACGGUCCACACAAGACAGCCGCAUGGUCACUCCUCCCGAACACAGGCUCUGCUUGAUCACUGUCCAAACACACGCAGACACACGUGUGCCUUGGCACGCUACUCAGCCGUGCCUGAGACUGUUUGUACUCAUUCAUUCAUUCAUUUUCUGUAACCGCAUGUCCUGUUCGUGGACACUUACUUACUGGAGUCUAUCCCAGCUGACAUUAGGCGAGAGGCAGGGUUCACCCUGGACAGGUCACCAGACCAUCACAGGGCUGACACAUAGAGACAGACAACCAAUCACACUCACAUUCACACCUACGGACAAUUUAGAGUCACCAGUUAACCUGCAUGUCUUUGGACUGUGGGAGGAAGCUGGAGCACCUGGAGGAAACCCACGCUGACACACCCUGGGUUCAAACCAGGGACCUUCUUGCUGUGAUGCUAACCACUGCAUCGCCCAGUAGUACGGAGCAUAUGACUGGAUAAAUGAGACUGAUUAUGCUGCACGAGUUGUGAGAGCUUGUAAGCAGAUGUUCAGAUACAGUUUUCAGAGUUCCUGCAGACUUUUUAAAGUCAAAUUUAAGACGUUUUAAGACCUCAACAAAGAAAAAUUAAAACCAUUUUACACCAACAAACGGCAUUAAUACACGGCAGUAAACAUCACGUUCACAUCUCAUCGGUGCUCCAGUGCCUGAUGCUUCAACGCCCAUCGUCCCAAGUUUUUCAGUGUAUGGUCUAAGUCACCUCAGUGCCGUUACUUGUGACAGCAUUACGAGUAAUAAAGUCAUAAAAUCAUAUAACUAUUCAUGUAACUAGAUACAGUAAUAGGUAGAUCUGAUUAGGUAUUCAGACAUGUCUUCGUUAGUCUAAAUUUAGGACUUCUCACAAGUAAAAAUAAGACUUUUUAAGACAUUUUAUGGCCUUAAAUUUUCAAAAUCAAAUUUAAGACUUUUUAAGGAUCUGCAGGAACCCUGGUUUUGCUGUUUGUUUUUUAAACACGAUCCUAAUUUACUUCAAUUCCAGAUGAAGGUUAGUCUUUUUUGGAUUCUUCGUUCAGAGGCAUGCGAGCAAAACAAAGUUUUCUCCACAAAUUGAACACGUGGUGCGUCAUUGUUAAAUGAUCACUUUGUGUGUGACGUAUUCCUUUAAUCCACUAUUAAACAAAUGAUAAUGGGUGCAUUCAAGCCUUUAAAAUGAGCCAGGCCAUUCCUCAAAGGAUGCAGUCCCUAAAUACGGACGCAGCAGACGAAUAAAAACAGCCUCCAGAUCUCCAACUCUGCAGCAGCCCUUGUCCAAACACCCUUCUGUUACAUUCUCCCACAUCAUGUGAUCCUCCAUAAGAACAUCCCAAAAUAUAUAUAUUGCCUUAACCCAAACAUUAAAUUAUAUCCUAGCACACAGCAUGACCAUAUACAUUACUCUUGUGCCUUCAUGCCGAAUCGGCAGCUUUAAAGUAUCCUCAUAUGGAGCGUUUCGAAUUUGACAACAUAAAUGUUCUAAAUGGGUCCCUUUGUGUUUCCUGUUGGAUGUUUUGCAGUGUGUGUGAAUGACAUCCGCAGACAGGAAGCAAACAUGGACUCAAGCUGUUGCCUAGCAAUGCAAUUCCAGUGAAACUGUCUAUAAAUAUAUCUGUGCCUUCUUGUAUGAAGCAUCGUAAAAUAUUUGCCUUAGUAGCUCUUGUUUUUCUAAAGUCAUCCUGAGGAGCCGCACUAAUUUAAAUUAUCCUUAAGUGCAUUUCAAGGCUCUGGGGAAUUUCCUUAAGUCCAUUAGCCUUUACACAAACGUCCUUAACAGUGGAAACAAGGGAAAAAACUGAACUUGACCUAUCUCUGUAGAGAUGGUAUGCUUUCUUUCAUUGAGUAUUUAGUAUCGAGAAUGUGGAGAUUUGAACUAACAAUGCAUUCAGAUCAUAUUUACUUUGCUUUUCUUCCUGUUUGUCAUUUUGGCUCCUUUGUUUUUUUUACCCGCUCUCCGUCAGAUCUUCAUAUCCACACUACAGAUAAUACAGCAGUACUGGUUUGGAUUAACCUGAGCGAAAACAGCAUUAACAUGGCAGCUUUACCGUAUUCCUGCUGCACUGUGGGAAAUCACUCAGUAUUUUACAUAUCCUUAACUAUAUAUUUUUGAAUAUUCAUUUUAGUACAGUGCUUAUAAAUGGAAAAAACAUUACCACCUUAAGUGAAUUCUUAAAAAUAUGAAAGUCUUAGAGCAGAGGCUAAUGCGUCCUGGUUGCUCGCACCAGACUUCGGAGGCUCUGAGGACGGCCUUUAAAUUGUCUUUGAUAUGGAACUUUAACACGGAUAUGUCACGACUGUUGCCACUAUGAAAAAAACCUGGAGCCAAAUGUUUUAUUCACAGCGGUGUUGAUGUUUUUAUCCUAAUGUGCCUUUUCAUAUUGCUGUUAUUUGUAAAAAAACAUUUUAAAAAAAUUAAAAGAAAGAAAAAAAUCCCAUAAUAAUUUCCAUGUAAUCUACCUUAUAUUUAGCCAAGUAGUUUUAGUAUCUAUAUCGUAAUAUAUGUUAAAUAAAUAACCAACCUUUGUCUACUGCUAAAUGCUUUUUCAUAAAUAUAUGUGUGCAAUGACUAAAA